Molecule: messenger RNA, 2103 nt
Organism: Aspergillus nomiae NRRL 13137
Lineage: Eukaryota; Fungi; Ascomycota; Eurotiomycetes; Eurotiales; Aspergillaceae
Exons: 5
Coding region: 1-2103 (700 amino acids)
Molecular function (GO): dipeptidyl-peptidase activity
Source: RefSeq, a predicted model, not a curated record
AUGGCAACGACCGUUACCGCAACCACCCUUGCGGACACCCUCCAGGAUUAUCACAUCCAUCUAACAGGUGUCGAGGAUGCGCCUCCAGUGCAAGUAACGGCGCGACAGUCGCAGGCGCAAAAUCCACCACAUUGGCCACAAAACUACCGCCGCGUGCCGCCAUACCGUCCUAUAAACCGGCAUCUCAAUCCAGCCGAGCGGCCGAGCGGAGCAAGUACCGGCGAGUAUAUCUUCGUCAACGUGAUGCUGAAUGGGGUGCGCAUCAAUUCAACACACCUACGCACUGCAUCCAACACAAACCCUCACUCUUUGACCACGCCCAACGCAUUCCGUGACAUUGCUGAGACUUUCGUAGACGAGGAAAAUAGCCUCAUCUUCGAGAAGAAUGUCUCCAUCCCUCUCACAGCCGAUGGGUCCGUUAUUCGGUGCAACGUGUACCGGCCCAAAGCCCAGGGCAAAUACCCCGUCCUGGUCACGUACGGGCCAUAUGGGAAGGAUAUCUUCUACGGAGACUUCCACCCCAAAUCCUAUUCGGAGGUGAACCCCGAGCAUAAAUCCAAAUAUGCUGCAUGGGAAACUCCCGAGCCUGUAUUCUGGACUGCCCGCGGCUAUGCGAUUGUACGGGCCGAUGAGCGAGGCCUGGGCCAGUCCCCUGGCGUGUUGGACACAAUGUCUGCUGGCACGGCAAACUGCUUCUGCCAGGUUGUGGAAUGGGCAGCAGACCAAAUGUGGUCAUCGGGCAAGGUGGGUCUUUUGGGCGUCAGCUACUAUGCAGGAAGCCAAUGGCGCGUGGCAGCAAAACGGCCGAAGGGUCUCGCGUGUAUCAUCCCCUGGGAAGGAAUGUCCGACUAUUACCGCGAUCGUUGUCGCCACGGGGGCAUUUUUUCGAAUAACUUUAUCAAUUUCUGGUGGCACCGUCAGGUCAUCACGAACCAGUACGGUCGACCGGGGAGGGCAGCUGACAAGUGGGGAGAGGACACCAUCGAAGGUGAUGUGUCACCUGAAGAGCUCCUGGAUAAUGUCCGCGACCAGAACCUGGACAAUGAUGCGAACCGAUUCCUCGAUGAUGAGUAUUAUGCGUCCAAGGCCUUUCCGCCAGAGGCUAUUGAGGUUCCACUUCUAUCGGUGGCUAACUGGGGAGGUAUUUCGCUUCACCUGCGAGGAAAUGUCGAGGGCUACGUGUAUGCCGGCUCAAAAUCUAAGUGGCUGCGAUUCAUUGUUGGACGCCACGAUCUCCCAUUUUACUACAAAGAGGAAGUUGAUGUGCAGGUGAGUUUCCUCGAGGCGUUUCUUAAAGACAACGACUACGCCGGGUGGAAGUCUGGACAAGUUCCUCCCGUUAGUGUUUGCUUGCGUAAGGGCAAUGUCGGGUUUGACAACCCCGAGGGCGAAAAGACUUUUCCCCGUCGCGAGGAACAGGAAUGGCCGAUUGCGCGGACGGUUUAUACAAAGUACCAUCUCACUCCGUCGCUCGUCAUGAACGAGUUGCCACGGCCAGUGGCGAGCCCAACACGGCUCUCGUACAAAGUAUUUGGCUCUCCGGCCGACUCCCACAUGCUUCAAUUUAACACGGCACCUGCAACGUCCGAGUACGAAGUCACUGGUCACAUUACCGCGCAUCUCAACGUCUCCAUGACUAGCGCAAUAUCGCCUCCACCAGCCAAACUCGAUCUGGAUCUCUUCGUCACAUUGAGGCACCUUUCCGCCACAGGAGCCGAGAUAUACUACACUGGCUCGUCCGGUGAUGCAGUUCCCGUAACCAAAGGAUGGUUGAGGCUCAGCAUGCGCAAGGUGAACGAAGCCAGUCCCCGUCAUCGGGAUUUCCUUCCGUGGAGAGAGUAUCGCUCGACAGAUGUUCUUCCGGUCAAAAGCGGCAAUAUCUAUACAUGUGACGUGGAACUAUGGCCGACAAACGUUGUUGUCCAGGAGGGUGAAACUCUCAUGUUUGAGAUCGCUUCAGAGGACACUCAGGGCGCUGGCUUGUUCAAGCACAACUCUCCAGUGGACAGGCCAAGGGAGGUGUUCGAGGGGGAGAAUCACAUUCAUUUUGAUGACUCUAUCGAGAAUUACUUGGUGCUUCCAAUUAUUCCAAAAGCGGCCUGA